AUGCAUGCAACAGUUGAUGACACGGUCCCAACCGGCAAGGUCAUGAUCGGCAGCUUCGAUGCGACCUCUGCAACGGCCGAUGAGCUCGUCAAGUCACUCAUCGAAAAUGGUGGCUGUUUCAUCCGCAACCUAGUAGACCGUGAGGCUGUCGCCGCGAUGCUCAAGCAAGUCCAGCCUUACCUUGAUGCAGAUGUACCAUGGGAAGGGGAAUUCUUUCCAAAGGAGACGCGCCGAGUCAAUGGGCUGCCAGCGAAAGCACCCUUAUACACCGAGAAAGUAUUAGCUCAUCCCCUUUACGUGGAAGUCAGUAAGCGACUCCUUACAACAACAUCAACCAGCUGGGUUGGUGACAAGAAGGAAACUUAUGAAUCCCUCCCACAACUGAAUUCCACUUCUGUCUUUGCAAUUGGCCCAGGAGCUCGCGCCCAAGGCCUUCAUCGCGAUGACAUAUUGCAUCACACCAACCUUCCGAAAAUCACCGCCGAACAAUACACGCCCGGGCGGGAUACUGCUCUUGGGAUUUUCAUGGCUGCCUCCAAAAUUACUACAGCGAACGGAGCAACCAGAUUCAUCCCCGGCUCGCACUUGGACGACUCAACACAUGGACCUGGUGACGAGAAAAAGGUCGUUUUUGCAGAGAUGGAACCAGGAGACGUAUUUCUGAUGCUUGCCAGCUGUUACCACGGUGGCUCUGCUAAUACGACAACUGACCAAACGCGCACGCUGUUUGGCUCGUUUAUGUGUCGUGGCUAUCUCCGCCAGGAGGAGAAUCAGUUCCUGGCAAAUCCUAUCGAGGAAGUGCGGAAGAUGCCGGAAAAUAUUCAGAGGAUGAUUGGAUACUCGGUGUCGAAGCCAUAUUGUGGAUGGGUAGACCUCAAAGACCCGAUCAGCUUUGUGAGAGAUGUUGAAGUCAAAUAUGGUGAUCCAUAA
Molecule: messenger RNA, 930 nt
Organism: Lachnellula hyalina
Lineage: Eukaryota; Fungi; Ascomycota; Leotiomycetes; Helotiales; Lachnaceae
Product: Dioxygenase
Exons: 4
Coding region: 1-930 (309 amino acids)
Source: RefSeq, a predicted model, not a curated record